CUGGCUCCGCCGCUGGUCCACACUAUGGAUAUAGUCCACACCAUGACCGUGUUGCUGACGCUCGGUGCGCCGCCGCGCCACCCACCUCCACGCCUACCUCCCCCACGGCCAGCCGCGUUCUCCUCCUCCUGGAGCUGCCGUAUGAAGAGGGGGCCCUUGCAUCCGGGGACCUUCGCCAGCCCCGCUGACGCCCCCCGCGGUCGCGGUGGCCCGCUCCCGCAUCCAGAGCAGCGUGACCCUCUCCUCCUCGCCGCCCUCCGCGCCGCGCGCCUAAGGGAUGAGGAGUCCCGCCGCCCAGAUCCUCUUUUUAUUGAUCCAUAUGCUGCUGUGCUGCUUUCGCUUGAUGUGGCACAACAAACUUCGGAUUAUCUGGUUUCACAUUUAAUGCCUUCUGAAGACCAUUAUAGGCUAACUACUAGAUAUGUUGAUGAAAAAUUGGAACAUUUGAUAAGCAGUUCAGACAAUUUUAGACAGAUUGUUUUGUUGACAGAUGGAAUGGACACUCGUCCAUAUAGGUUGUGCUGGCCAAGGAUGUCUGUUGUGUACGAUGUAUCACCUGGAAGAAUCUUCAGUACAUCAGCCCAGCAACUCAAAGGAGCAGGAGCAAAAAUAUCGCGGAAUUGUGUUGUAUUUCAUACUCCUUUAGAAUCUCCUGAUUUACAAGAGGCCUUGUGCAAAAAUGGCUUCAACGGAAAUAGGCCAAGUGUGUGGAUCCUACAGGGUUUACCUCUGUUCACUUCUACAAGUUUGGAAAACCUUUUGCUUGUUGUAAGCAAUUUAGCAACGAAAGGAAGUAUCUUCAUGGGUGAGGUGCCACAUUUUCCAGAUUGUACAGCAGCAUCAGACCUGUUCUCCAAGCAAGGCUGGCUAGACAAACUUUUCUUUACCUGGGGUUUCCGGGUCAGCUUUGAUCACUAUGAAAAUGUUGCAAAUGAUAUUGGCCUAGAUCUAGCCCCCACAUGGAAACAACAUGGUGGAGUCCUUUUCGUUGCAGAACAGCUGCGGUUUUCAGAUGCACAGGUAAUACAGCCAAUGGAAGACACUUCACAUCAAUUUUCGGUUUGACAGUUUCGAGAUGGAGAGCUUCCGGAUGCACUUUGAAAGAGCAGAGGAGGAUGCUGAUGAAGAAGGAUUUGAGGAACUUUAGUUCAGUAUUCGCUGCAGGAGUUGUGCUUCAUGCAUUCUUGUCUUUCUCAUGUUAUUAUGGACGACCGGGAGAAGCAAAUGGUAAGGUCCACCUUGAUAGUGCCUUCGGGACACCAGGUUUAUUGGGUUUGGGUUGUUACCUUGUCUCGGCAUGUUCCCUAGGCCGAGUCGCCGGUUGAAUAAUUGUUUUGUUGUGACCGAGUUCAAGAAUGAAGUGCAGCAGUUUGUGCCUGCUGGCUGCUGGAAGAAUCAGCAUAUUGUUAUGAUGAAAGCACGAACUGGUUGUGACAGUAGGUCUUAUUUGAGCGUAAGAAACAUACUUCCUUUAUCCACGUUACUUAUUGGAGGACGGAGGGAAUAGCAUCUUGUGGCCA
Messenger RNA from Brachypodium distachyon (stiff brome), 1520 nucleotides. Its product is annotated as putative S-adenosyl-L-methionine-dependent methyltransferase MAV_4873. The record is from RefSeq and is a predicted model, not a curated record. NCBI's taxonomy places the organism in Eukaryota, Viridiplantae, Streptophyta, Magnoliopsida, Poales, Poaceae. Gene Ontology annotation, biological process: methylation. Gene Ontology annotation, molecular function: methyltransferase activity. The transcript has 7 exons. The coding region runs from base 25 to 1065 and encodes 346 amino acids.